AUGAAGAUGAGGAGUGGUAAAAACCUUGAUGAGCAAAAUGAUGAUAAUAGAAAUGAAGUUCAGUCACCAGUCAACAUGAAGGAAGAAAAACUAAUGAACAGAGUUUACUACACGGUUUUUAUUUCCCUGAUUCUUGAUCUCUUAGCAUUUACAGUUAUUCUACCAUUGUUACCGUCUUUGCUGGAUCAUUACAGCCAAAAUGAUGAGUCAGGUUUGUACUCAGCACUAAAAAAUAGUGUGUCCAGUUUUCGCAGUUUUGUAGGAGCUCCUGAUACACCACGAUGGAAUUCUGUUUUGUUUGGAG
This is a messenger RNA of Candidula unifasciata, 304 nucleotides long. Lineage: Eukaryota; Metazoa; Mollusca; Gastropoda; Stylommatophora; Geomitridae. The record is from the annotation of a GenBank genome assembly.